This is a messenger RNA of Pezoporus flaviventris, 863 nucleotides long. It is a transcript of the gene NACA, whose product is annotated as nascent polypeptide associated complex subunit alpha. The coding region runs from base 100 to 747 and encodes 215 amino acids. Gene Ontology annotation, cellular component: cytoplasm; nascent polypeptide-associated complex. The record is from RefSeq and is a predicted model, not a curated record. Gene Ontology annotation, biological process: protein targeting to membrane. NCBI's taxonomy places the organism in Eukaryota, Metazoa, Chordata, Aves, Psittaciformes, Psittacidae. The transcript is spliced from 8 exons.
GGGGCCCCGUGCCCCGGAUGUGCUCAUCCUCCCGGAAGUCCCGCAUCCAGCCGCUCGCUCUCUUUCCGCCGCCAUCUUGGACCCUGCUCCCCGCACAAAAUGCCCGGCGAAGCGACAGAAACCGUCCCGGCCACCGAGCAGGAGCUGCCGCAGCCGCAGGCUGAGACAGGGUCCGGAACAGAGUCUGACAGCGAUGAAUCCGUACCAGAGCUCGAAGAGCAAGACUCCACACAGGCCACGACACAGCAGGCACAGCUUGCAGCAGCAGCUGAGAUAGAUGAAGAACCCGUCAGCAAAGCGAAACAGAGCCGGAGUGAAAAGAAAGCACGGAAGGCAAUGUCCAAGCUGGGCCUUCGCCAGGUGACAGGAGUAACCAGAGUCACCAUCCGCAAAUCCAAGAACAUCCUCUUUGUCAUCACAAAGCCAGACGUGUACAAGAGCCCUGCUUCAGACACCUACAUAGUCUUUGGCGAAGCAAAGAUCGAAGACCUGUCCCAACAGGCCCAGUUGGCAGCUGCUGAGAAGUUCAAAGUGCAGGGAGAAGCCGUUUCAAACAUCCAGGAAAACACACAGACCCCCACGGUGCAGGAGGAGAGUGAGGAGGAAGAGGUUGACGAAACCGGCGUCGAGGUGAAAGACAUUGAGCUGGUGAUGUCGCAGGCGAACGUGUCCCGAGCAAAGGCCGUGCGUGCCCUCAAGAACAACAGUAACGACAUUGUAAAUGCCAUCAUGGAGUUGACGAUGUAGCUGUGGGAUGGAGGAGCCUUUUUUGGUGUUUCAGAGAAGAGUUCAAAUGCGACUGCGUUUAAAAUUUGUACUAUUUCUAUCCGGGAAUAAAAGUUGUGGCUUAUUGUUGGUGAAAA